AUGCAAACACUUUUGCAUAUUUAUAAUUUAAAAGCGUUUGUGGGAUAAGGUUAAACCUGCGUAUACGCCAGGUCUUUAAAAACAGAAAAUGGAAUGCCGAAAAGUUCUUAUAGCGGUUGAUGGUAGCGAUUAUGCAGAAAAGGCAUUCGAAUUUUAUGUUGAAAACAUUCGCAAAGAGAAAGAUUUUCUUAUUUUGGUUCAUUGUGCUACUCCGCCAAAGCUUCCACUGCUAAGUUUUUCAGAACCAUUAGCGUUACCGGCAGAUGAAUGGCUAAAUUCUAUUGUAACUGAAAAUAAAAAAAGUCAAACUGUCAUGGAAAAGUUUGAAUUAUUAUGUGAAUCUAUCAAGAUUCCGAAAAAAACUCUUAUUGCUAAUGGUAAGCCUGGCCAGGCCAUUAUAGAAACAGCUAAAACUGAGGGGGCCAACCUCAUAGUUAUGGGCACCAGAGGAUUGAAUACUAUGAGACGUACUUUUGUUGGAAGUGUGAGCGAUUAUGUUCUCCAUCAUUCUAGUAUUCCAGUUACCAUAGUGCCUCCAAAAGUUUGAGAAAUUUCCGUUUCUUUUCUUAGUUCUUGUACAAUUAAUUUCUUAUAUAAUUUAUUCACUCACUUUUUUAUCGCAUCGCAUUUAAUAUCGCAAUUUCUACAUUGUGGGCUAUUCUUUUUUGAAUUAUAUCCGUUGAAUUCUGCACAUUUUCGAUUGUAAAUUAUUUUUAAAAAUGAUUUUCAAAAAUUA
This is a messenger RNA of Hydra vulgaris (swiftwater hydra), 736 nucleotides long. Its product is annotated as universal stress protein YxiE. NCBI's taxonomy places the organism in Eukaryota, Metazoa, Cnidaria, Hydrozoa, Anthoathecata, Hydridae. The record is from RefSeq and is a predicted model, not a curated record.